AUGGUAACCACCGCCUCUCCGGAUACUUAUCAUCGGGUGAUAGAGUAUGGCUUGCGGAAAACCUCGCUGCGGUUCGACCGUCUGUUGUUACAGGCCUUCAUGGCUGGGGUGUACAUUGGCCUGGCUGGCCAAGCGUGCAACAUGUUUGCCGGGGGCAUGCCAACCGACCCUACAGACACGCGGGCAGUCUCGAAGACGAUGCAGAAGUUCAUGUAUGCCUCGAUUUUCCCAACGGCCUUCAUUGCAAUCAUUUUCACAGGGGCAGAGCUCUUCACGGGGAACACGAUGACCAUGUUGAUCUGCUUGAUCGAGCGUCGCAUCACAUUCUUGCACUUGGUGAUAAACUGGGUGGGGUCGUUCAUUGGCAACUGGGCUGGGGCCCUCUUUGGUGCGUAUUUCCUUUCGUAUCUCCCGGGUGGCUACGAUCAGGAGCCCCUUUAUAGCUACAUGUGCUAUGUGCAGCACGCGAAGGUUAGCUAUGGAUUUGGCCAGUGCUUUUUGAGGGGCAUUGGCUGCAACGCCCUAGUGUGCCUUGCCGUUUGGAAUGUAACGGCUUGCGAUGAUCCGGCGAGUAAGAUUUUGUCCCUGUGGUUCCCCAUUGUUUCGUUUUGUGUCGCUGGUUACGAGCACAUCAUUGCUAAUUUUUAUACCCUGCAGCUGACGCUCAUGAUGGGCUGCCCCGAGUCUGUGGGCACUGUCGUGGUACAAAAUUUCAUACCGACAUUCUUGGGUAACAUGGUGGGGGGAUGCGUGCUCAUCGGAGCCGUCUACUGGUAUAACUUUUACCCCAUCGAGGAAGUCGGCAACAAGCAUGUCACAAUGGGGCCUGGUGGUUUCACAGGAGAUGGGGAAAACGAGUUCCCAAUCUCGAGGGUACACUCAAGGGCUUCCGUUUCGCCAUCCAUUAUCGGGUUGGGGGCGAAGCAGAGCACCGCAUUUGGAGGGGCCCCUUCGCAGACGCAAUGGGCAAACUUUGACCACGCAAGGACCCACUCUGAAAGCAUGAGCAACGUGGGGAGUGCAGCUGGAGGCGUGGCAGCAACCGGAGGGGCCUUCCGCACUUCCGUCUUCCCCAAGCCCAAAAGCGAUCACGGGGACGAUCCCCCCCAGCCUGCACCCUAG
Molecule: messenger RNA, 1122 nt
Organism: Cyclospora cayetanensis
Lineage: Eukaryota; Apicomplexa; Conoidasida; Eucoccidiorida; Eimeriidae
Exons: 1
Coding region: 1-1122 (373 amino acids)
Biological process (GO): nitrite transport; transmembrane transport
Cellular component (GO): membrane
Molecular function (GO): high-affinity secondary active nitrite transmembrane transporter activity
Source: RefSeq, a predicted model, not a curated record